Molecule: messenger RNA, 2989 nt
Organism: Tetrahymena thermophila SB210
Lineage: Eukaryota; Ciliophora; Oligohymenophorea; Hymenostomatida; Tetrahymenidae
Product: tubulin-tyrosine ligase family protein
Exons: 2
Source: RefSeq, a predicted model, not a curated record
UUUUAAUUGCUUUUAAGUAGAAAAAGAAUAAAGAAAAACAAAAAUAUACAUACAGUAAUUACUUUUCAAAUCCAUUUAUAAAAUAAGAUUUUAAAAAAUCUGAUGAGUGAAAUAAUCAAAGAUUAAAGAGAGGAAAAAUACUCAUCUAUGUCUUUUGUUCCUCAUACUGAUAUGAAUUCGCCAUUAAAGAUAGUUAGGAAUAAAAGAAUAAACUAGGUUUAAUCAAUGAUCGAUUUAGAUAAAUAUAAAGAGCAAUACAUCAAAAAACUCAUAGUCGAUAAAAAUUUAAUUGAUAUUUCUCCAUAAAUAACACAUUCUAAAGCUAUUUAAAACUCAUAUUACAUAAACCCUAAUUUUACUGAUGCCUUAAAUACGUAAAUGUAGCCUAACGUCAAAAAAAGUUAAUAAAGUCUACUAUUUAAACAAAUCUAAAGGCAUUAGUUUCCUGAACGUGGGGUUUUUAGUAAAAAUUUAUUUCUUUAAAGCAGUAAGACCAUAAAAAACAUAGGUAAAAGCGUUCCACCAUCAAUUCAAUAGUCCAUGUACAAUAUCCUUCUCGAUUAGUCUCAUACUCCUACAAAAGUAGAAGAAUCCUACUUAAAAGAAACAAAUAAUAAACAAAGUAGAAUGAGCAGUAUUAUUUUGAAUAAUGACAAUGAUAGUAUCUUUUACUAAGGUAGGGGUUCUUAUAAAGCCCCUUCUCCAGAAAAAGACAUGCUAAUAACUAGAUCUAAACUAAAAAAAACUUCUCUUUAACUUCCAUCUGUUUCUUCUCCCAUAAAUAAAAAAGAAAUGGUCUAUCUCAGCAAUAGCAAAAGUACUCGCUCAAAAACUAUAGAAAAAAUAGAUGAUAAGUUAAGUAACAAUCCAUUUUUACCAAAUAUAACAUAAAGGAAGCAAAAUAAGCUAAAUAUAUCAAUUCAAGGAGCAUCUCGCAGAAGUUCUAAUAAGGAAGAUUCUUAGUUUGACUUAGGCUUAAGUUCAUAAUAAUAGAUCGAUCUUUUUAAUAUUAUACUCAAUUCUUCUAAGAAUAUAACCAUCCCUUAAAUAGCUACAGGAACUAAUUUAUAAAAUAACUCUAAAUUUAAUAGCUUGAAACAAAUUUUCAAUCAAAGAAGUGCAAGUUAACCAUUGAUAGAUGAGUAAAACAGUCCCUAAGUUAAUUCUCCAGUUUCUUCAGAAAAGAGCAAGCAUCUUCUUGAAAAAUCAGCACUUAAUAAUUACUCAAAUUCAUAGCUAAGAGAAAAUAUAAUUAAAGAAUUAUCUUUAACACUAGCAUAAUGCAUUAAAUAGAAUAAAGAGCUUAAUGAAGCAUCUUACGACUUUUAAAAUUUUUAAACUAAGAAUGAUUACUAGAAUUCCGAAGUAAAAGUUUUAGGAUAUUAAAUACGUAAAGAGUAAAUAGUAGAGCAGUAUUAAUAAAACAAGGGUAAUGAUAGGAUACAGAAUUUUGCCAAUUAUCUCAGUAAGUUUUCAGGUUAUAUAAUGGAUCUAUUAUUUGGUGAUAUACCAAAAAUUACUAAGGGAGAAGUUGAAUUCGAAAUCUAGCUAACAGAAUAAGUAUAAGAUAUAAUUUUACCUAUUAUAUUAGAGAAAUUAAAAGAAUUUGGAAUGAAAGAUUUAAUAGAAAGAUAUCAAUUAGUUUUUAAAAAUGAAUACUAAAAUAUGAUAAUUAAGACUCCUAUUAUUUAAGAAAAUUAAAUUGAAGAAGCUGCUGAAUCUAUAACAUAAGAAUUAUUAGCAAGACUUAAACUUCAUUUCUAGAAAAGCUUCACCAUGUAUGCCUCAACUUGUAAGGAUUUGAUUAAAGACAUUCUUUCAGAGGGAGUUAGUAAAGAAAAAAUAAAAGAUUACAUGGAAUUCUUGAGGAUGCAUUUAAAGAGAUCUUCAAUUUUUGAAUAGCCUUAAAAUAAAAAUAUCAAUACUCUUAAUCAUUAAAAUAAAAGUGAAUAGCAUAAAGGAAUAGUGGAAAGUGGAAACUAUAAAGAAUUGCUUAGCAUUUCAAGUGCAGAUUUGUUUUUUAUCAAAAAAACUAUUUAUGAGGUGUUAAAGAAAUAAUGUCCAAAUCUAUCUUUAACAAGCAGGGCAAGAAUUUUGGAAAAAGUAGAGAGUUUAAGAUUUGGAUAUUUCAAAGAAGUGUACAGCUUGAACGAGAAGUCUAAUUAGUAGCUGAUUGAGAUUAUGAAAGUUUAUGUAUCGAAUUCUCCUCCUCUUCUUGCCUAUCUAAAAAGACCAGAAUCCAGCAAGUAAAUAACAAAGCUGCUAACUAUUCUUCUAGACUCUAUUUUGGGUGAUUGUUCUCUCUAACAUUUUGUUGAAAAAUCUUCAAUUUUAUUGAAUUAAGAGUUAGAUUUACCUUUAAUAUCUAUGUUGGAGUAGGGUGUCAAGGGAUCAUUAGCUUAACUUCAAAUAAAUAUUGUUUUGAUAAAAGAAAUCGAAUAUAAAUUUACUAAUUUGAAAAGAAGGGUAAGACUUACACCUCCAUUUAAUGCUGUUUUUUAUCAAAUUGAUUCAAUUAUAAAGUACAUGAAUAGUUGGAUAGAUCUUAUGGCAUAAUAAAAAUAAAUAAAAAUAGAUAAUUAACAAGAAUUGUUAUCUCAACUUAAAUAAAUUGAUUUCUUAGAAUUUUUCUUAGUCUGUUCUCUCUCAGAUUUUGACACAUUUUCAUUUAUCGAUCUUUAAGAUGGAUUGAAGUAUUUUAAAGUGAGAAAAGAAGUUUUCAAAUUUUGGCUAAAAGGUAUUAAGAGAAUAUUUGCAAAAUUGAAACUAAAAUAAAAGGAAAUAAACCUGAUAGAUGAUUACUUUUAAAAAGCAUUUAAUAACACUCAAUUUUGAAAUAAAAACUAUAUAAAAAUACUGUAAAUAAUAAAUAAAUCUUUAAACUUGUCUCUAAUUUUUUACUUUUGUAAUAAAUUAGUUUACUAACUAACUAUAUUUGUAAUAAAAAUAAUUUGCUUUGUAUUUAUUUGUAGAUAAAUGUUUAAAUUUU